GAGUAGCGGAAGUGGCCCGUCCCCUUCCUCUCCCGAGCCAAAGGCUCGGCGAAGCUUCUGGGGAUUUCUCUGGCGCGGGGGAUUGUGGGGUUGCUGGGCGGCCCCGACGCGGAGAAGAGAGAAGGUGUAGCGGGCCACUAAACGAACUUCCAAAAUGAUGCCCACACCAGUUAUCCUGUUGAAAGAGGGGACUGAUAGCUCCCAAGGCAUCCCCCAGCUUGUAAGUAACAUCAGUGCCUGCCAGGUGAUUGCAGAAGCUGUAAGAACCACCCUGGGCCCUCGUGGCAUGGACAAGCUGAUCGUAGAUGGCCGAGGCAAAGCAACGAUUUCUAAUGAUGGGGCCACAAUUCUGAAACUCCUUGAUGUUGUCCAUCCUGCAGCAAAGACGUUAGUGGACAUUGCCAAGUCCCAAGAUGCUGAGGUCGGUGACGGCACCACCUCAGUGACCCUGCUGGCUGCAGAGUUUCUGAAGCAGGUGAAACCCUAUGUGGAGGAAGGUUUGCACCCACAGAUCAUCAUCCGAGCUUUCCGCACUGCCACCCAGUUGGCAGUUAACAAGAUCAAAGAGAUUGCUGUGACCGUGAAGAAGGAAGACAAAGUGGAGCAGAGGAAGCUGCUGGAGAAGUGUGCCAUGACCGCUCUGAGCUCCAAGCUGAUUUCCCAGCAGAAAGCCUUCUUCGCUAAGAUGGUGGUGGAUGCAGUGAUGAUGCUCGAUGAUCUGUUGCAGCUUAAAAUGAUUGGAAUCAAAAAGGUGCAGGGUGGUGCCCUAGAGGAGUCCCAGCUAGUAGCUGGCGUCGCGUUCAAGAAGACUUUCUCUUACGCUGGGUUUGAAAUGCAACCCAAAAAGUACAAUAAUCCAAUGAUUGCCCUUUUAAAUGUUGAGCUUGAGCUGAAAGCUGAGAAAGAUAAUGCUGAAAUCAGAGUCCACACAGUUGAGGAUUAUCAGGCAAUUGUUGAUGCUGAGUGGAACAUUCUCUAUGACAAGUUAGAGAGGAUCCAUCACUCCGGAGCCAAAGUCGUCUUGUCCAAACUCCCCAUCGGGGAUGUGGCCACCCAGUACUUUGCUGACAGGGACAUGUUCUGUGCUGGCCGAGUGCCAGAGGAGGAUCUGAAGAGGACAAUGAUGGCCUGUGGAGGCUCCAUCCAGACCAGUGUGAAUGCUCUGUCAGCAGAUGUGCUGGGCCGCUGCCAGGUCUUUGAAGAGACCCAGAUUGGGGGCGAGAGGUAUAAUUUCUUCACUGGCUGCCCCAAGGCCAAGACUUGUACUAUCAUCCUCCGUGGUGGUGCUGAGCAGUUCAUGGAGGAGACGGAGCGGUCCCUGCACGACGCCAUCAUGAUUGUCAGGAGGGCCAUCAAGAACGAUUCAGUGGUGGCUGGUGGCGGGGCCAUUGAGAUGGAGCUCUCCAAGUACCUGCGGGAUUACUCAAGGACCGUUCCAGGAAAACAGCAGCUGUUAAUUGGGGCAUAUGCCAAGGCCUUGGAAAUUAUCCCACGCCAGCUGUGUGACAAUGCUGGCUUUGAUGCCACAAACAUCCUCAACAAGCUGCGAGCUCGGCAUGCUCAGGGGGGCAUGUGGUAUGGAGUGGACAUCAACAACGAGGACAUUGCUGACAACUUUGAGGCCUUCGUGUGGGAGCCAGCUAUGGUGCGCAUCAAUGCCCUGACCGCAGCCUCUGAGGCUGCCUGCCUUAUCGUGUCGGUAGAUGAAACCAUCAAAAACCCUCGCUCAACGGUGGACGCUCCCCCAGCUGCGGGCCGGGGCCGGGGCCGGGGCCGCCCCCACUGAGAGGCACCCGGUCCCUCAUGAGUGGCCGGCAGGCUGGCUGCAGGGUAUGCUUACUCUCCCCGUCUUGGUUAGUUGGUAUUACAAGGAAGGGGUCGUAAUUGGCCCACUCUGUUCUCACUGAGGUUAUUUAAAUAAACUUAAGACUUAGAAUUCACUUUGCGAAUUAUUUGGGCACCGGACUUUUACUGCUAAAUGUCUUGACUCCAGCUCAGGAUUUUACUUUCGUAUGUACUCACCUGACAGAUGGAAAAGUUUUCUUCUCUCCUAUCGGACUGAGUCCUCAGCAGCGUCUGGUUUUUAAGGCAGAGGGUCCACUCUGCCAGCAGAGCUCCACCUGAGGGGCCUCCAUCCAGAAGUUUCACUCUGAGCGCUCUCUUAGUCCCAGAAGUAGUUAGGAGAUGUGGAGUCCCUUCCUUUUCUUCUGACAUCAUCUUGUUUAGCCCUGGCCUUGCCCGGCAGUGCUCCGAGGACUUCUGUGGGUUUGAGUCAAUGUAUUCUAUUACGUUGCUUGCUCCUUCCACUUGUAUAUUCUUUUUGGCUCAGUGUCCUGGUCUCUCUUACUCAAGAUCUCUCAGAGGAAUGUAUAAAGAGGCCACAUUCCCUUUAAAUUCUGUAGUGAUUAUCUCAAAAGUCCAUUGAGGAGAGGUGGCUGAAGGAGCACCCACGUGGUCUUCUCUGUUUGACCACCAGUGGUCUUGGGGGUUCCUUUUGCUUUCUUCUGACCAAUGGAGGUUUGCAGUGGCCACCACAGAUCAACUAGAAACCAGCAGGGUUUGACUGCGUUCUUGUUUAUACUAGUCCUCAGAGCUGGCCUGCAGCUAGCUGUAGUUAGUAACUGUUGAAGGUAGAGGUGAGUAACUAUGUCACUUUGAGCCAUGGAAGCUUUUGCUGCCUGCAACUGGAAGGUGAUUAGAAAGAAAGUCUCUUGAGUCUGAUCCCCUCUUGGUUAGAUGGACUCAAAAGCAGGGAUGGGGUGGUGAUCAGGUCCCGACUGUGGAGUCUGACCUCCCUUCUAACUUGAUAGUCUCUGGGUAAACUAAUUUUUCUGAGCCUCAGCUGCUCUACCUUUGUUACGAACAUAAAAGUAGCUGGCUCAGAGUUAUGCUCAUCUACCUGUUUGAUGCUAGAGCCACUCACAAUUUAAGCCUAAGCACCUGGUCUUUUUACUGGCUUUAAAUCUUUCAAGACCUGAGUAAUAAUCAGUGGCGCGACUUCAUUUUGCAAGCUGGGGUAGUCGAGGCCAGUGACGGGCAGUUUGGUCUCUCCCAGGCUAAACCUUAUUGGCUGGCUAGAACUUCCGGCAGAGGUGGCCAAGCCAUUGAGGGACUGGACAGUGCCCGCUGCUCCUUUCGUCCUUGUGCAGGGGUUGUCCUUAAAGAUGGCGUCUCCCAGCUGAAUCAGAAACGACACCCCAAGGUUUUUUGUCUGCAUGCAGACGCUGAGUGAAAUGGGACAGGGAUAGUGACCUGCAUGGCUUUUAGCGACGUCUGCAGUCCUGACAGGUCUUCCUAAUGCUUUAUUCACUCUGUUGAUGCCAUUCAGGUCAUCCAGCCACUUCCUGCCUCAGUGCAGUUUAGCUGCAGAAAGGCUUGGUGACGCAGAUGGACAAAUACGGCCACCUACCAUUUACUUCCCUGGCAGAUAUUCCAGUUUCACCACCUUUUUAUUGGAUACAAAGUCAUAAAUUCUCUGAUGCCCAUGUGAGUCCUUUUAAAUACAUACACUCAGGUACAUUCGGCA
Molecule: messenger RNA, 3526 nt
Organism: Acinonyx jubatus (cheetah)
Lineage: Eukaryota; Metazoa; Chordata; Mammalia; Carnivora; Felidae
Gene: CCT7
Product: chaperonin containing TCP1 subunit 7
Exons: 12
Coding region: 155-1786 (543 amino acids)
Biological process (GO): protein folding
Cellular component (GO): chaperonin-containing T-complex
Molecular function (GO): ATP hydrolysis activity; ATP binding; ATP-dependent protein folding chaperone
Source: RefSeq, a predicted model, not a curated record